Messenger RNA from Thlaspi arvense, 1122 nucleotides. The record is from the annotation of a GenBank genome assembly. Lineage: Eukaryota; Viridiplantae; Streptophyta; Magnoliopsida; Brassicales; Brassicaceae.
CACAAUUUAUUUAAACACAGGCAAGAAUGCAGUUAUGGUUACAGCCAAACGGUCCUUAAUUAGCUCUCAAACUAUAUCAGUAAUUGUAUUUACGCUUAUACCCUCACGAUCUCUUCCAAUUAACAAAACACAACCAAAAGCCCUAAAUUUUACUCUUUUCUCUCGUCGACGCCGUCCAUACACCUCCGACAUAUCGCCGCCGCAAAUUUCGGCUAAGACUUCAGAGAAUCCACAACAAUGGAGUACGUAAACCCUGAAGGUCUUCGAUUAGAUGGUCGCCGAUUCAGUGAAAUGAGGCAAAUCGUAGCUGAAAUUGGAGUUGUUUCUAAGGCUGACGGCUCUGCUCUUUUCGAGAUGGGUAAUACGAAAGUAAUCGCAGCUGUUUAUGGGCCAAGAGAGAUUCAAAACAAGAGCCAACAGAAGAUUGAUCGUGCAUUGGUGCUGUGUGAGUAUAGUAUGGCUCAUUUUAGUACUGGUGAUCGUAGAAGACAGAAGAACGACAGGCGAUCAACAGAGCUAUCUCUUGUCAUUCGUCAAACAAUGGAAGCAUGCAUAUUAACCGAAUUGAUGCCUCAUUCUCAGAUUGACAUAUUCCUUCAGGUUCUACAAGCUGAUGGAGGAACAAGAUCGGCUUGUAUCAAUGCGGCGACUCUGGCCCUAGCGGACGCUGGAAUUCCGAUGCGUGAUCUUGCAGUUUCGUGUAGUGCUGGAUACUUGAACAGCACUCCACUUCUUGAUCUCAACUAUGUCGAAGAUAGCGCGGGAGGAGCUGAUGUAACCGUCGGGAUACUACCGAAAUUAGACAAAGUGACACUCCUUCAGAUGGAUGCAAAGUUACCGAUGGAAACGUUUGAAACAGUGUUUGCGUUGGCUUCUGAAGGCUGCAAGGCGAUUGCAGAGAGGAUACGCGAGGUACUUCUAGAAAACACCAAACAGCUAGAGUAUCGUCGCGGAGCUGCAUAAACUUUUGGGUGUUAGAGAAGAAACAAAACGAGAAUGUCCAAGAUUUUAGUCAAUGAGUUUGUUAAAUUUUACUGCUAAUCUUGGAAGUUCAGGAUCAUAAAUUGGGAUUCUCCCAAACUUGAAAGUUAUUAAUGGAAAGUUAUGCUAUUCUUGGUUAAU